AUGGCAGAUGACAAUCGCACCAAGACUACCAUCAAGGAGUUCAUUCUCUUAGGAAUUACUGACAGUCCAGAUCUGCAGAUCCCUCUCUUUGUAAUAUUCCUUCUGAUCUAAGUUACUACUGUGAUGGGAAAUCUGGGGAUAAUAGUCUUAAUCAGAAUUGACACCCACCUCCAUUCUCCAAUGUACUUCUUCCUCACCAACUUAGCUUUUAUCGACUUUUGCUAUUCCUCUGUUAUUUCCCCUAAGAUGCUGGCAAACUUCUUAGCAGCUAGGAAAACAAUAUCAUAUACAGAAUGUGCAGCACAGCUGGGUUGCUUCCUCACUUGCCUAAUCGCAGAGUUUUUCCUCCUGGCAGUAAUGGCAUAUGACCGCUAUGUGGCCAUCUGUAACCCGCUGCUUUAUCAGAUCAUCAUGUCCCAGAGAGCAUGCAUCCAGUUGGUAGCGGGUCCUUACAUAUACAGCAUUUCUGUUGCUCUAUUUCACACAAUACUUACAUUCCGCUUGUCCUUCUGCUCUGCUAAUGUGAUCAAUCAUUUCUACUGUGAUGACCUCCCACUGUUAGCACUUUCCUGUUCUGACACCAGUACCAAACAGAUAAUGAUAUUUGCAUUUGCUGGUUUUAAUAUAGUAUGUUCCCUUCUCAUUGUCCUCAUUUCUUACAUUUUUAUCCUCUCUGCCAUCCUCAGAAUCCAUUCUGCUCAAGGUCGACAGAAAGCUUUUUCCACCUGUUCCUCUCAUCUGACAGCUGUUACCAUCUUCUAUGGAACUCUGGUCUUUAUGUAUUUGCAGCCUAGUACCAGUCAUUUUCUAGCAACAGAUAAAAUUGCUUCUGUUUUUUACACAUUGGUGAUUCCCAUGCUGAAUCCUUUGAUCUACAGUCUGAGAAAUAAGGAAGUUAAGGAUGCACUGAAGAGAACAGCUGAAAGAAUUGUGGUUGUUCUGUGA
Eublepharis macularius is the source of this 945-nucleotide messenger RNA. Its product is annotated as olfactory receptor 1038-like. The transcript has a single exon. Gene Ontology annotation, cellular component: membrane. The record is from RefSeq and is a predicted model, not a curated record. Gene Ontology annotation, molecular function: G protein-coupled receptor activity; odorant binding; olfactory receptor activity. Gene Ontology annotation, biological process: sensory perception of smell; G protein-coupled receptor signaling pathway. NCBI's taxonomy places the organism in Eukaryota, Metazoa, Chordata, Lepidosauria, Squamata, Eublepharidae.